Messenger RNA from Aspergillus sclerotioniger CBS 115572, 1187 nucleotides. Its product is annotated as F-box protein. The coding region runs from base 168 to 1061 and encodes 297 amino acids. The record is from RefSeq and is a predicted model, not a curated record. Gene Ontology annotation, molecular function: protein binding. The transcript has 4 exons. Lineage: Eukaryota; Fungi; Ascomycota; Eurotiomycetes; Eurotiales; Aspergillaceae.
CACCGACCUCCACAUCCCCGGAGAACGUCGCUGGCAUAAUCAUCAUCUGACCUUCUCACGUCACAUUACCCAAGGAUCGGGCUCCACUGUAACUUCUGUUGCUGCUUCGUUCGUUCAUUCGAGCGAAAACAUGAGAUUCGCACAUAUCCCCCGCAGUUGAUCAGAACAUGGACGUCAGCCAUCCAAAGCUCCAUCUUUACUCGCUCCCAAAUGAAGUACUCGUUCAAAUCCUCUCCUCCUUCUCGACGCGCUCUCUCAUCCCUUGGGCAAGAGUUUCCUACCGCUUCCACGCCCUGAUCUUACGGAUCCUGCAUUAUCGCCUACUCGUUGGCGCGCCAUUGCAGGAAUACAAGCUCAUCCUAGAAUGCUUUCAUCCAAGCUCUAAGCUAAUUGAGCCUCACGUAUUCUGUACAUAUCUUGGCACAGACGACUUGAAUAGCUACGAAGGGAAUGGUUCUCUUUAUGAAAAUACCGAUACCGCGCAGCAACUCGGGAGACUGAGCUCAGUAUAUUCUCGGUUCCGUCCUGAAGUGACAGUAGAAGAAAGGUCUAAUGGAACAAGGCUAGUUCCCGUAACAGACGAUGGGCAAGAUCCCCAUCGGGAUGACUUAGUCGUCACGCGCCCUAUCAAUCUAGAGGAGUUCGAGGAAUUCUUUCAGCUAUGCGUGCUUGUGAAUAUAGUGAAGGUCAUGCCGGGAACGAACCUCCUCCUGAGCGCACACACGGUCGAGGAUGGGGUAAUCAGAGUGUUUCGGGAUUGGUUGAGGGACGAAGAAAAGCGCUUCCGGGAAUUCAUACCAGAAGGGGCAGGGCAUUCGCAAAUGCUAUGGGUUGACCAAAGCAAGAGUGUCGGGAUCAAAGUCCGGGUCAGGGGGAAGAAGUUUUUGAACCAACAUAUUCCACUUCUCGUCCAUCGAGACGAUGAACAAUUCACGAGCUAUGAACUGGAUAUCGAAGAAUUGCAUAUACGCUCUGUUCGGUUACUAUUGACGUUGGAGAAAUCACAGGAGGAACAGCAGAAUUAUUACAAAGCUGUAGUUCUUACCCCAAAUAUUAGAUAGAUUGCCCAUCGGCAGACAUGCCAGUGAUAUGCUGUCUUAUCACCAAUCCGAAUGUAUGUAUGAACCUUUCUGUCAAUAGCGUUUCUUCCAAGGUACGCAGAUCGAGCAUUCAUAGGAACAAAGGCC